Messenger RNA from Zerene cesonia (dogface butterfly), 531 nucleotides. RefSeq lists its product as uncharacterized. The record is from RefSeq and is a predicted model, not a curated record. The transcript is spliced from 3 exons. NCBI's taxonomy places the organism in Eukaryota, Metazoa, Arthropoda, Insecta, Lepidoptera, Pieridae. Gene Ontology annotation, molecular function: protein binding. The coding region runs from base 126 to 416 and encodes 96 amino acids.
UUAUUGUAGGUGACGUGAUUAUAAUGUGAUCUCAGGCAGUGGCCGGUGGCCACAUAUAAAUUGAAUCCGACCCCCACCACUGUUAGUUUACCUUUAGUGAGCACGGAGCAGACCUGUUUUGUAAUAUGAAGUCGAUAACUGUAUUUUUAUUUGUGGCCCUGAUAGUGGCGGUAUCAUGCCGUUCCGACAAACCAGACUUGAAGCAACUGAAGGCAGAGGCGGCCCGCAAGAAGGCUUGUAUGCACGACUGCUCGAGCGUCAAAUUCGAGCCCAUUUGCGCGGGAAAGCAGGGAGAUAAGCCCAAGUCCUUUGGCAGCGAAUGUGUCAUGAACAACUAUAACUGCGAGAAUAAAGAUACUCUGCAGAAGAUCAGCAAGGGCGAAUGCGCAGGAUCCGAUGGUAUUCGUCUCUCUUAACUUCAUUUACAAUGAGUCUGCACUGCAAUUACUCGUUUCGAAUACUCACAUUUUUCAUAGCAAAUAGUAAUUUUGAGUUUGACUUCACAUAAGUUUAUUUAUCUUCUUUGUCACU